AUGGACGGCAGCCACGAACACCACGACGCUCCACCGUCUGCGUACGACGAUCCCCACCAUUCGCACCCUCCUGCCAAGCACGAGCACGACCACGAACACGGGCAUGAGCACGAGCACGAGCACGGACACAACGACCACGACCACUCUUCGCACUACCAGCCCCCACCCUCCUACUCUUCAUCGUCCAUGAGCUUCAGCACGCCCGUCCGCUCCUCCCAUGCAGAGGCUCAAGCCGCACUCGAGGCCGUCGCCGCCGCCGCAAGCGCUGGCAAGAUCCAGAUGACGCCAGACCACAACUCCUCCUCCACCGGCUCCAACAGCUACAUGACCACCCCCGCAACUGCCGCCGCCGCCGCCGCCGCUGCCGCUGCAGCUGCAGCUGCCGCCGUAUCGGGCUCCGAACCCGCUUCACCCGGCAAUCCAUCCUCGCCCUUUGGCACCCAUCUCGGUCGCAACAAGGCGUGCCAGAGCUGUCGCGCCCGCAAGCUCAAGUGCGACGGCCAGAAGCCCGUCUGCGGUCAGUGCGCCAAAGGCUGGCAGAUCAAGUUCCGCAUGGCUCAGAACAAGGCCAAGAACAAGAAGAAGGCUCAGGACCCCGCCGUCCGCGCAGAGCUCGAAAGCCUCCCCGAAACCAUGCCUCCGUGCGUCUACCUCCCCAUCACCCAACGCACCUCCAGCCGCUCCGCACGCCCCUCCCUCUCGGGCCAGGAUCCGGACAGCUCCGUCGCGCCAGAUACCCCGCAGCCCUCCGGCGCUGCCCCGCCCAUGGACGCAUCGCCCAUGCCGGCAGCCGCCAAGAAGCGCAAACGCGCCGACGACGCCUCCGACGAACACGUGCUACAGAUGCAGCAGGAGAUCCACCACCUCAAGCAGCGCCUCGCACAGGUCACCGGCGUCUUUAACGGCGCUCAACAGCCCCUCGAUCCUCAGCAGCAGGGCAAUCACCCUUCCGGCCGCCAUCCCUCCAAGGAUGAGCUCGCCAUCGCUCAUAUGCUCGCCACCAGCAUGCCCUCGGGCGAAGGGCCUUCGAGCGGUCCGGGUCUGCCUUUGACCUCUUCGUUCGACUACCAGCAAGCCGUGGCGGCGGUGGCUGCCAACGGCGGCCUCGGUGCAGCCGACGGCGCCAGCUUCGAUGUGCUGGAUCCCGCCCUGAGCGCACCCACCGCUCCGCUCCCUGGCACCGCCGCAGCCGCCUACCCGCAUGCCCAUGCCGCCGACGCACGCACCGAUCCGCGCAGCGCCGCACACAAGCACGCCAAGGUCACCGCCGUGCAGGACGAGAUGGACGAAGACGACCUCGCCAAUCCGCUGCUCGAGCUCAUGGUCACCAGCUGGCCCGCCGACUUCCCGCCGCCCAACCUCGUCAACCAGCUCGUCUCCACCUACUUUGAGAGGACCACCGCACAGUCGCUCUUCCUCCAUCCGUCUCGCUUCAUGGAGAACCUCUCGCACGGCCCCCAGCAUCCUCGCUUCCCCAGCUUCGGCCUCCUCCACGGCAUCUUUGCCAUGGCCUAUCCGCGCCUCCACGACUCCGAGGUGCACAGCGACACGUCGGGCCAAAACAUCUUCCUCGGCGCCGCCACGGGCGAAAAGCUCGCGAGUCUGCAGGCAGCCGCCUCCUUCCACGCCAAAAAGGCAAAGCACCUCGGCGAUCAGGCGUGCUCCCAGGGCAGGUUCGAGGAGGCUGCGCAGAUCCAGGCGCUCCUGUGCGCAUACUACUACCUCAACGAUCGCUCCAUCGAGGCGUGGUUCUCCGCAGGCAACAGCUGCUCGCUCCUCAAGGGCAUGGAGCUCAACCGGCUGCCGCCCAUCAAGUCGUACGCCUCCAACUACACCGCGCCCGGCAGGAAUCAGCCCAAGCCCGCCGUGUAUCGCGCCGUGGUCAAGGCGCCCGCCGCCACGCCGCUCGAGCACGAGGAGCGCAUCCGCCUCUUCUGGAACUGCUUCUACAGCGACCGCGCCGCGUGCUCCUCGACGCACUGGGCGGCGAGCAUCGACGACCUCGACAUCAAGACCGAGCUGCCCGGUGCGUUUGACGACUUUAUCAACGGCUCCUCCGACCUCGUCUAUCGCCCCAGGCAGACGCUCGAGUCGCCCGACCUCUUCACCGACGGCCACUACGACCCGGCCAUCCUGCAUCUCAAGGCGGCGAUCCUGCAUUCCAAGUGCGUGAGCCACAUGUCGAGGCUGCCCAUCGAUGCGAGCGUGCACGACGUGCUCAGUCCGGACUUUUACAAGCUCGACGGCUGGGUGACGGCGCUGCUGCAGAGCGUGCCGGGCAAGUGGCGCGAUCUGGCAUCGUUUGAUGCGACGCUGCGUGCGUCGUCCGGACACGACGAGAUGCCGUAUCUGAGCGAUGGCGUCAACUACCGGCCGCAGAAGCAGAUCAGUCUCAUGACGAACCAGCUGGUGCUGGCGCAUGCGCUCAUGUACGGCAGCUGCAUCUCGCUGCACGAGCCCGUGGCGCACCGCAUGCCCGACUCGGCGCGCAAGUCGGCGCAGGCGGCACAGAGCAUCAUCAAGAUCCUCAAGACGUUUAUCGCGGCGAGGGUGGAGCUGCUCCAGGUGAGCUCGCUCAUGACGCUCAUGAUUGUGCUGGCGGCGCGCUCGGUGACGCGCCAGUACAAGAAGAUGCGGCGCGAGGCGGGCAGCACGUACGUGCGGCUGCGCAAGACGCAGCCGGAGCUGGCGCAGCGCGUGGCCGAGGCGGGCUAUGCGGCGGGCGGCAUGUCGGCUGCAUCGCCGGCGUCGAGCAGCUCGCGCGGUGCCACGUACAAUGCGCUGGGCAUGGGCCUGGACACUUCGUCGUCCGAUCUGGCGGGCGAAGACGAGGCGGUGGACAGCAACAUCGCCACAUCCGAGAUCAACGAGAGUCUCGAGGAGGAGCUCGAGUUUGCGCUCGAUGUCGAUCCGGCGCUGCGUGCGCAGAUCGAUCCCGAGGGACAGCUGGCGUCGCUGCGCGACGAUCUCGAACUCAUCUUCUGGAGCCUGGUCAAGUACGGUCAGAUGUAUCCGCUCGGUGUGGGGCAGGCGAAAGUGGUGGCUCAGCUGCUGGGCAAGGACUACUCGAGCGAGCUCGAGCAGGCGGGGCUGUUCAGUCGGUCGGGAGGACCGAGUGUUGCGGGCAGCGCGAGCGAUGUUGGUAGCUGGGCCGAGAAGAGUCCGGCGCAGUUUGCGCAGCCCAUGCGACCGCCUGCUGCGCCGCAAGCUGCACCUCCGCCGGUUCCGCAGCAGGGGUAUGGAGGGGCAGCGCCUGGAUUUGCACGCGCGCCCGUGCAGGGUGCGCAGCCGUCGCUCUUCCAUCCCACCGAAGGCGGGUAUAGGCUCGGAAGCUUUUACCUCGACCGACCCCAGGUGUCGGACUACUACCCUGCGCACGCGGCGCACUUUGCUCCCACGCACAAGUAG
Messenger RNA from Moesziomyces antarcticus, 3408 nucleotides. RefSeq lists its product as uncharacterized. NCBI's taxonomy places the organism in Eukaryota, Fungi, Basidiomycota, Ustilaginomycetes, Ustilaginales, Ustilaginaceae. The transcript has a single exon. Gene Ontology annotation, biological process: regulation of DNA-templated transcription; DNA-templated transcription. The record is from RefSeq and is a predicted model, not a curated record. Gene Ontology annotation, cellular component: nucleus. Gene Ontology annotation, molecular function: zinc ion binding; DNA-binding transcription factor activity, RNA polymerase II-specific; DNA binding. The coding region runs from base 1 to 3408 and encodes 1135 amino acids.